UCUGAGGGCCAAGUCAAGGGCGCGUGUCUGGUUGGCAAACAAAAAGCCACCCUGGCCCUUCUUCUCCUCCUUCCCCUCCCUGGCUGCCUUCUUCCUCCGCCAAGGCUGGAGGACUUGCUGAAGAAGGGUUUGGGGCUGGUGCGUUGUUGUCGUUGCUCCAAGGAGAGGGCCGCAGGAAGAGGAGGGACCAGCUGGGCUUUGGCACGGACUCGGGCCCCUCGGAAAAAGCUGCCUCACAGCCGCCCCUCAGCAGCCCAGUCAGCCCACAAGCCACGCAGGUCCUGGGGAGAAACUGGGGCCCUCAUGUCGCAGCAGCAGCAGCCCCCCAAAGGCAAGAGGCAGGCUGCCAAGGGCGGCAAAGCGCAUGCUGAUAAAAAUGCAAGUGGAGCAUCUGGAGAUAAAAAAGGAGCAGAAACAACAGAGAAGAAGAUUCCUACUAGCAUUGCUGAAUCUCCCAAGACACAGGCAAGUGGGACCUCUUCCAGCAGUAAGGUCUCAUCUUCUUCCACUGUUGCCUCAAAAACCACUGCUAUGAAGGCUUCUGAAACAAAGGCUUCUCCAAGCCAGCCAAAGACCAGUGGAUCAGAAUCCCACAAAAGGAAAAGAAACAAGAAGCAGGCAACACAGAAAUCUAAGACAGAACCUGAAAAAGCAGUUCAGUUAGUCAAGUCAGAUGAUUCUCUGACUAAACAUCCAUCUGAAGAGAAGCAAAAAGACCCAGGAGGGGCAAAAAGCCCUAGCAAACCUUCUGUGAUAACACAACCUAAACUACAGAGUACUGGAAAACCUACACAAACUGAUGGGACAUCAGUAAAGCUGACAUCAAGAGAAGAAGCAAAGGUUAAAACUGACAAGAAACCAUUGGCUGGCAAAGCAGCUGUUGCUAGCACAGGUGUAGGAGUUACAGCUCCUGUUGUCACAGCUGCAUCUUUGGAGAUUAAAGAAAAUAAAUUGGCAGCCACAACUCCUGCUGCUUCAGACAGUAAACCAGCUGAAAAGUCUGAUUUAGAUACUGCCUUGGAUGACUUAAUAGAUACACUUGGGGGGCCUGAAGAAAAUGAACCACCUGCUCCUGCUUAUACUGGACCACAAGUUUCGGAGGGCCCAUUAUCUUCCUUAUAUAUAGAAGAAUUGGGAAAACGAGAGAGCACCAUCCCUCCAGAAUACAGAAAACUAUUGGAGAGUAAAGGAGAUGACAGAGUAGUUCCCUCACCAGCAACAGCAGAAGAAUCUCAGCCAACGAUGACAGAUGAUGACCUUGCAGAUGCUCUGUCAUCUGAUUUUACUUGCAGUGCUGUAUCACCUCCUGAAGAGAAAAAUGUCAUGCCAAAAAAGAAGAAGCCUGCAGAAGAAGGUGAUCUUUUAUUACCUGAGUCUGCCAGUUUAGUGAGCAGUCCAGCUUCUCCUAAAGAGAAGAAGCCAAAACUGGAAGAGAUUGGUGACACUGCUGCCUUGGAUGCACUUGUGGAUACCCUUGGAAUGCCAGAACCAGAACCUGAAAUUGAUCUUAGUUCUAUUGUAGAAGUUGAAGAGCCAAAGGCCAAAGAACGAAAAGAGAAAAAAGCUGGUGAGGAUGACGAUACAAUUCCUCCAGAGUACAGAUUCAAACCAACUUUGGAUAAAGAUGGGAAGCCCCUGUUGCCAGAACCUGAAGAAAAGCCUAAGCCUAUUAGUGAAUUGGAUCUAGUGGAUGAAUUUUCAAAAGAUUUUGCUAGUCCUGUGCCUCCUGCAGAAGUGUUGAAACCAUCUAAACCUUCUGAUACAUCUGUGAAGCCUGCAGCUGCUGAGCCUCCAAAAGCUCCCAAAGGAGAGCCAGUUGCUUCUCCCACAGUUCCUGCAGUGCAACCUUCAGCUCCAUCAGGAGUUUCUACAAAGCCCUCAACAGCUGCAUCCAAAAAAUGUUCUACAGAAGAAGUCGUCUCUGUUGCCAUGGUUCCUUCUGUGCAAUCUUCAGCUCCCACAGCAACAUCUCCAAGUGCACAGGUGUCCGAUGAAGCGCUGGAAGCCUUAUCUGGAAGUUUAGGAAAAAGAGAACCUGAUCCAAAAGAAAAAAAGCCUGCUGUGGAUAAAGUGAAGGAGAAAACGAAACGAGAGGAACGAGAGAAGCUGGGGGAAGAUGAAGAAACCAUCCCUCCUGAAUAUAGAUUUGUUGAAGCAAAGGAUAAAGAUGGAAAGCCUCUUUUACCAAAACCUGAAGAAAAACCCAAGCCCCUGAGUGAAAGUGAACUCCUUGAUGCUUUGUCAGAAGGAUUUUCCUCUUCACCAGCACCAACGUCAAAAGCUGCUGCACCUGAGAAAUCUAAAGGUGCCAGCAAACCUGCCGCUGCCUCCACCGAUGAAAUGGUCUCUUCUACUGUGGCUUCUGCUGUACAGUCCUCAGCUCCACCAGCAGUAACCACCCCAAAUCGGAAAGAACUUGAUGAUGCUGCAGAUCUUCUUGCAGAUUCAUUGGGACAAAGACAACCUGAUCCAGAUGAAAAUAAACCAGUUGUGGAUAAAAUAAAGGAAAAAGCUAGAUCUGAGCAUAUAGACAAGCUUGGAGAGAGAGAUGAUACCAUCCCCCCUGAGUACCGACAUCUUCUGGACUCUGAUGAGAAGGGUAAAUCAAUAAAGCCAACAAGCAAGGAUGAUGAGACAGCUAAGGAUAAAAAGAAACCAUCUGACGACUCAGCAGCUAUUGAUGCUCUUUCAGGAGAUUUUGACAAUUGUGGGAAACCACCUGUCUCACAGCAGUCUGCUACAAAGGAUGAAAAAACAAAAGAUACCACCACAUCUAAACCAGCUAGAAAGGAUGAAAAGAAACCAAAAUCCUCUAAAAAGGCAAAAGAGCAGUCUUCCAGUGCAAAAUCUGAGAAACAAAAAAAAGAGUUAAAUGUUACCAGCAGUGCAAAGAGUCUUCAUUUUGCUGAUGGAUAGCUGCACUUGAACAAAAGCUAUUUUGCAGAAGCAAGAUAGUCUCCUGAGUGGUUUUCAUAUCGUGGUAUCUGGAUAUUUUGGCAUGCUAUGCACUUUUUGCUAUUUCCAAGGAUGAACUAACUUUUUUCUAGUCAUUUAUUUUACUGUCCUUUUUUUGUAAUUUUCUUCAGCUCUGAGAUGGAAAGGAUGCUUUAUAUUUGUAAGAAAUAUAUUUCCUAUAAAUUUAAUAGCAAUGAAACAAUCUGCAAUUUUGCACAUAAUCUUCACAUAGUGCCUGUAAAUCUCAGUGAAUUCACGAAAUCUGUGUGCGCUUGCUCACUCUUUCUAUAUACUUAGUAUAAUUUAUAGUUUAAAGCAGCAGUUGGCAACUGAUGGCCCUCCAGACAUGGGAAUGCAACUGCUGUUGGUUUUGCUACACAGCUGAUGGGAAGGGCUAGUGCAAAUUGUCAAUCCAAUAACAAUCAGAGGUCUAUAAGCACCUAGCACUGCUUUAAACAUUCUGGAAUGCAACGAACUGGCUUAUUAUCUGCCUAUUUAGGUCAUUGGGUAUGCCUUUGGGAGAAUGGUGAAGGGAGUACCCAUUUUGCAAGAUUCCGAAGAAGAAACAGAAUAGACUAUCAUUUCUUGUCUUUGGCUCCUUACAGUAUGGUAUUGAACAUGAACAAGUGCCAUUAGUAUUUUCAUUUUUUAAACUAGAGUGUUUCCUGUCACCAUCUUCGGUGAACUUCGCUUUCCCUGCUAAUGGCUUCCAAUAAGAAUAUAAUAGUGCAUCAGAACUACUAAAGGAUAGUGAAACUGUGGAAGGAUCAGGUUAGCACUCUUUGGUGGACAAAGUAUCAUAUAGAAGUCCAGCAAUAACAUAUAUCUUCCUACAAGUACACUGGUAUAGAUCCAACCCCAGAUAUUCAGAAGACACAGAGCAGCUUCUUCCUGAUGUAUAUGCACAGAAUACAUUUGGAGGUAAUUUGGCUGAAAUGCAUGUUCAAAUCUACCUAAUUUAUCUUUUUUCACCUUUAUAUUCCUUGCAGUGAGAGGAAGUGUGGCUCUAGUACCGAAUCUGAGUAGCACGCCACCCUUGACUUGUGGGAUGUGGUGUUAUUCUUUAUUUGGUAAAAUGGUCAAACGAGCUUUCUUGCUGUUUGAUAUACGGGCCAGCAAUAUUACCUUGCAAGCCCUUUUCAUCUGCAUUGGGGUGAACACAAGACAAUGUCAUUUUGUGCUAUGGCUCUUGUUUAUUUCUAAAGGAGCAAGGAUGGGAGAUGUUCUCCAUGGAUUGCAUCAUCCAUCCUUAGGAAAAUCAGAAUUCACAUUGUCCUUGAGAAUUUAUAAUGUUAAUACAGUACUGUAUUUGACAGUCUGUACUGAAAUUCUGUGUCAUACUAAUAAAGUUUUUGGAAUGAA
Sceloporus undulatus (fence lizard) is the source of this 4317-nucleotide messenger RNA. RefSeq names its product calpastatin (gene CAST). Gene Ontology annotation, cellular component: cytoplasm. Bases 304 to 2916 code for a protein of 870 amino acids. The transcript has 33 exons. The record is from RefSeq and is a predicted model, not a curated record. Gene Ontology annotation, molecular function: calcium-dependent cysteine-type endopeptidase inhibitor activity. Lineage: Eukaryota; Metazoa; Chordata; Lepidosauria; Squamata; Phrynosomatidae.